GACUUCGCCGCCCGCCACGUCACCAACUGCUCGCCGCAGCUGGAGACGGUGACGCUGCAGUUGCAGGAGCCGGUGCAGGAGGAGGCUGCCGGCCUGUGCAGUGGCGUGAACGAGGAGCCGCGGCGCUGGCUGAGCCCGCAGUCGGAGCCGGCCAACGCUCUCACGGCCGACGCCGUGUUCGGCAAGGUGGCGCUAGGCGGCACGUUCGACCAGAUCCACACGGGCCACAAGCUGCUGCUGACGGCCGGCCUGCUGCACUGCUCGCAGGAGCUCACCGUCGGCGUCACCGACGACGCCAUGAACGCCGGCAAGACGCUGCGCGAGCUGAUCGCGCCCUGUCUGGAGCGCGUUCAGGGCGUUGCCGACCUGGUGGCCGACCUGGACGAGACGGUGGCGGCGCGCGUGGCGCCCAUCACCGACCCGUUCGGCCCAACCGCCGACGACCCCAGCCUGCAGCUACUCGUGGUCAGCGAAGAGACAGCCGGCGGCGCCGAGCGCGUGGCGGCCGAGCGGCGGCGCCGUCACCUGCCGCCCAUGCAGGUGUACACGGUGCCGCUGCUGGCCGAUACCGACAGCGCUGAGCACGAGGAGACGAAGCUGAGCUCGAGCUCGCUGCGCAUGCGUCGGCUGGGCGCGGUGCGACGACCGCGGCUGGGCGUAUCGCGCCGCGCCGGCGGCCCGUACGUGAUCGGCCUGACGGGCGGCGCCGCCAGCGGCAAGAGCUCGGUCUGCCGCCGGCUGGCUGCGCUCGGUGCGCACGUCGUCGACUGCGACCGGCUCGGCCACGAGGCCUACGAGCCCGGCACGGUGGCGCACGCGCGUCUGCGCCAGCUGUUCGGCGAGGAGAUCGUGGCAGAGGACGGCCGCAUCGACCGGCGCCGGCUGGGCGCGCGCGUGUUCGCCAGCCGGCCCGCGCUGCGCCAGCUCACCGACUGCGUGUGGCCGGAGAUUGCGGCGCUGGCUGAGCGCCGGCUGGCGGCGCUGCCGGCCGGCCAGGUGGCCGUGCUGGACGCGGCCGUGCUGCUCGAGGCCGGCUGGGACGCGCAGCUCUGCGACGAGGUCUGGGUGACGCUGGUGCCGCGCGAGGAGGCCGUGCGUCGCGCCGUGCAGCGUGAUGGCGUCACCGGGGAGCAGGCCGAGCGCCGACUGGACGCGCAGAUGAGCAACGCGCGGCGUGUGGAGGCGGCCACCGUCGUGCUGAGCACGCUCUGGGAGCCAGAGUACACGCAGCGCCAGGUGGAGCGCGCCUGGAGCCAGCUGAUGGCCGAUCUGGGCAAACGGCAGUGAUUGGUCGGCACGGUGUGAUGUUAGAUGGGUGUUUACCGGCAGGUAUCUGAUUUGUUGGUGGUGAUGGUCAGGUCAGGUCAAGAUUGCCAGACAAAACAUAGCGCCGUGGGCAACGAAGCGGUUCUGUUUGAUAUAACAGUCACCGUUGCAAUGAAGCUCGGGUAGCUGGUGGAUGAUACUAUGUUGUAUGAAAAAGGUAAUGUAUUGCUUGCCUGGUCGUAGGGUUUGAUAUUAAGUGAAUGGGGAUGAAUUCCAGUUACUUAGCAAUUUCCAGCCAUGUUCUGAACAUUGAUGCUGCAUAUCGCAGACAAGGGUUGCGCGUUGCGGACAGCCUCUGUUUUGGGCAGGUUGAUAUUCUGACACCUACUCAUGCCGCUUAUCGAUCAGAAAGACAGCGUUUAAUAUGAUUCAUGUCAUUGUGUACUGCAACGAGAUGUACGUUUAACAGAUAUGCCUUUAACAAAUGUGUGGAGGUGGUUUUCUGUAGGCGAAGCAUUUGUCUAGCGUAACCAGUAAGCAUGCGAUUGUGCCAUUGGCGUUAUGGAAAAGGUACCUAGUACGAGCUGAUUACCUGAUGGUGGGAGGGCAUCGGAUCUUCCAGUGAACAUAUUUGUCCUAGAGCUUGUAGCUUCCUUGCCAAUAUAUGCUGGGCUCGCAUCAUUCUUGUAUUGUUACCGGGUCAUAAAAGGAAGCACGCGAAGCGCUCGCAAAUUUCAAAAGAACGCAGACCACCGUCGCAUGUGUAGAGAGUUGCCGAGGUCAAGUAGUCAUGAGCUGCACGUGCAAUCUGUACCGUCCAAAGUGGUGGCAACGGCAACAUGGCCGUGCUGCGCUGACCUGUUGACCAUUCCGCAGUUGAUCAGCGGCUUGGGAGGCGCGUUAAUAAAAUA
Pollicipes pollicipes is the source of this 2177-nucleotide messenger RNA. Its product is annotated as bifunctional coenzyme A synthase-like. Gene Ontology annotation, molecular function: dephospho-CoA kinase activity; ATP binding. The record is from RefSeq and is a predicted model, not a curated record. NCBI's taxonomy places the organism in Eukaryota, Metazoa, Arthropoda, Thecostraca, Pollicipedomorpha, Pollicipedidae. Gene Ontology annotation, biological process: coenzyme A biosynthetic process.